AUGACUAAAGACUAUACAUGGUGGAAGGAUGCUACUGUUUAUCAAAUUUAUCCAUCAACUUUUAUAAAAGGUAAAAAAGGUAAAUUCGAAGGUCCAAAAGAUGUUUUUGACGGAGAAACCGGUGAUUUAAAAGGAAUAAUCAGUAAACUUGAUUAUUUAGCUGAUAUUACUGAUGUUAUUUGGUUAAGUCCUCAUUAUUUAAGUCCAAAUAAUGAUAUGGGAUAUGAUAUUGAACUGUAUGAAAAAAUCUUACCUAGAUAUGGUUCUGUUGAAGAUAUGCAAACUUUAAUUGAUGAAUGUCAUAAACGUGGUAUGAAAAUCAUUUGUGAUUUAGUUAUCAACCAUACUUCAGACUUACAUGAUUGGUUCAAGGAAUCUAGAUCAAGUUUAGAUAAUCCAAAAAGAGAUUGGUAUAUUUGGAAAAAACCAAAAUAUGAUGAUAAAGGUAAUAGAAAACCACCGAAUAAUUGGGGUUCUUAUUUCUCAGGAAGUGCUUGGGAAUAUGAUUCCAAAACUGAUGAAUAUUAUUUAAGAUUAUUUGACAAGAGUCAACCAGAUCUUAAUUGGGAAAAUGAAGAAACAAGAAAAGCUAUAUAUGAUUCAGCUAUGAAAUUUUGGCUUGACAGAGGUGUAGAUGGUUUUAGAAUUGAUACUGCUGGUUUAUAUUCCAAAGUUCAAGAUUUUCCAGAUGCCCCUGUCCUUUUCCCGGAAGAUGAUUAUCAACCAAGUGGUAAUUUAACACUCAAUGGUCCAAGAAUUCAUUUUUUCCAUAAAGAAAUGUAUGAUCAAGUUACUUCAAACUAUGAUGCCAUGACUGUUGGUGAAGUUGGUCAUUGUUCAAGAGAAGAAGCUUUGAAAUAUGUUAGUGCUUCAAGAGGUGAAAUGAAUAUGAUCUUUUUAUUCGAUACUGUUGAUGUUGGCUCAGACAAAAAUGAUAGAUUUAGAUACAAUGGAUUUGAUUUAAAGGACUUAAAAGAAGCAAUUAAAACUCAAUGCGAAUUUACUGAAGGUACUGAUGCUUGGUCAACUGUCUUUAUUGAAAACCAUGAUCAACCAAGAUGUAUUACUAGGUUUGGUGAUAAGAAAUAUCAAACUAAGAGUGGUAAAUUAUUAGCAAUGUUUCAGACUACUUUAACAGGUACUUUGUUUAUCUAUCAAGGUCAAGAAAUUGGUAUGACUAAUGUUCCAAGAGAUUGGCCAAUUGAAGAAUACCAAGAUGUUAAUACGAUCAAUUAUUAUAAUCAAUUUAAAGACAAAUAUGGGAAAGAUGCUGAUUUUGCAGAAAAAGAACAAAAAUUAAUGGACAUUAUUAAUUUAUUAGCGAGAGACAACGCAAGAACUCCAAUGCAAUGGGAUGAUUCGGAAAAUGCUGGGUUUUCAGAUCAUAGACCAUGGUCAAAAGUCAAUCCAAAUUACAAAGAAAUUAAUGUUGCAAAACAAUUAAAUGAUCCAAAUUCAUUAUUAAAUUUUUAUAAGAAGUCAUUAAAAUUAAGAAAAAAAUAUAAAGAUUUAUCUAUUUAUGGAUCUUUUGAAAUUUUGGAUUUUGACAAUAAACAAACUUUUACUUAUGUUAAAAGUUUGAAAGAUGCCAAAUCACCAAAGGCUUAUGUAGUUUUGAAUUUUUCAAAGGAUAAUGCUAAAUUUGAAAGAUUAAUUGAUGGUCAAUAUGAGUUGAUUAGUACUAAUGUUGAUAAAGACGAAUUUGAUGAAGAAAAAUUAUCACCAUUCGAAGGUCGUAUUUAUAUUGUUAAUUAA
This is a messenger RNA of Lodderomyces jiufengensis, 1755 nucleotides long. RefSeq lists its product as uncharacterized. The transcript has 2 exons. Gene Ontology annotation, molecular function: alpha-amylase activity. The record is from RefSeq and is a predicted model, not a curated record. Gene Ontology annotation, biological process: oligosaccharide catabolic process. Bases 1 to 1755 code for a protein of 584 amino acids. Lineage: Eukaryota; Fungi; Ascomycota; Pichiomycetes; Serinales; Debaryomycetaceae.